AUGAUCCUUGUGGUAAUCAUCGUUUUCUCCCCUUGUCGUGUGUUUUUGGCGGUUCGCUUAUAUGAUUCCAUCGUGAUGAUGACCGUGAUGGUGUUUCAUCCAGUGUUUUUUGUGACCACCGCCAUGCUCAUGAUGAUGCCCAGCGUGGUGGUGUUUUCCGUGAUCACCAUGUUCUCCUUUAUGGUGGUGAUGGUGUCCUUUGUGGCCCUUGUGUCCCUUUUCUCCGUGUUCAUGAUGGUGAGAGAGUGUGCUCUUGCACCUCCUUCUUCAUCCUGGAUUUUCCACUGGCGGCUGUUACCAAGUCUUUUUUGGUAUCAUUAG
Molecule: messenger RNA, 321 nt
Organism: Pieris macdunnoughi
Lineage: Eukaryota; Metazoa; Arthropoda; Insecta; Lepidoptera; Pieridae
Source: the annotation of a GenBank genome assembly